Messenger RNA from Mycosarcoma maydis (corn smut), 627 nucleotides. Its product is annotated as putative DNA-directed RNA polymerases I, II and III subunit protein. The record is from RefSeq and is a predicted model, not a curated record. Bases 1 to 627 code for a protein of 208 amino acids. NCBI's taxonomy places the organism in Eukaryota, Fungi, Basidiomycota, Ustilaginomycetes, Ustilaginales. Gene Ontology annotation, cellular component: RNA polymerase II, core complex; RNA polymerase I complex; RNA polymerase III complex. The transcript has a single exon. Gene Ontology annotation, biological process: DNA-templated transcription. Gene Ontology annotation, molecular function: DNA binding; DNA-directed RNA polymerase activity.
AUGGAAGACGAUCGGGAAACGGUGCGUCUAUGGCGUGUCAAUCGCACCAUCCACGAACUCGUUCGUGAUCGAGGCUACCAAGUAGCUGACGAUGAGAUCUCGGUGGACUUGGAGACGUUCAAAGCCGAAUAUGCGCCUACGGGAGGUUCGGUGGACCGAAACAAGCUCAACUUUUUCACCGAGCACGGCGAGCACGAAAACCAGCGACUCUUCGUCUUCUACUCGAGCGAUCGAAACGUGGGCGUCAAGACGAUGCGACAGUUUAUCUCGAUUAUGGAAGAACGCGAUAUCCAGCGCGGCAUUAUCAUCUGGCCCGAAAAAAUGACGAGCGCCGCGAGAAAAGUGAUCGACGCCAUGCGCGGAACGUUUCACCUCGAGGAUUUCGAGGAGGCGUUCUUGUUGGUCAACAUCACACACCACCAUUUGGUGCCAAAGCACGAACCGCUGUACCCCGAGGAGAAGAAGGAGCUGUUGCAGAGGUAUAGGUUGAAGGAAACCCAGUUGCCGAGAAUCCAACAGGCGGAUCCCGUGGCGAGAUACUUUGGCCUUCAGAGGGGUCAGGUGGUCAAGAUUAUCAGGCCCAGUGAGACCAGUGGUCGAUACUGCUCGUACCGCAUCUGCAUGUGA